Danio rerio (zebrafish) is the source of this 1444-nucleotide messenger RNA. It is a transcript of the gene arf6a, whose product is annotated as ARF GTPase 6a. The record is from RefSeq and is marked provisional. NCBI's taxonomy places the organism in Eukaryota, Metazoa, Chordata, Actinopteri, Cypriniformes, Danionidae. Gene Ontology annotation, cellular component: Flemming body; filopodium membrane; cytoplasm. Gene Ontology annotation, molecular function: GTP binding; GTPase activity.
CGGAAACACCGACAGCAGCAGCAGCGCGACCGGAGAGGCGAGUGGGACUGAACCGAGCCCGGUGUGCGCGAGGGGGCCGAUAAAUGAGGGCCAGAAGAGGCCGGUCGGCAUGAAUAUCUGAGGGAAUGUACAGCGGCCGGAAACGCGGAGCUCCAGGCGGAAGUCCGACAGAACGUGCCGGAUCCGCGCACCGGAAGACGGCUUCAGAGCUUCUCCACCCGUGGGCUUCUUCUCUAUGCACCUUCAUUACCACACACUCUCUAUAAACACAUCGGAAAAGCGACUAAGUCUUGCACUCCCCAGUCAUUUCUGUAUUUUUUUUAUUUCAACGUUUUCGAAGUUUAUCGUGAUUUAUGCCCAGCCAACACCAUGGGGAAGAUGCUUUCCAAGAUCUUCGGCAACAAGGAGAUGAGAAUAUUGAUGCUCGGACUUGACGCCGCCGGAAAGACAACGAUUCUGUACAAACUCAAACUGGGCCAGUCGGUUACGACCAUCCCGACGGUGGGCUUCAAUGUAGAGACUGUCACGUAUAAAAACGUCAAGUUUAACGUUUGGGACGUCGGCGGUCAGGAUAAGAUCCGUCCUCUAUGGCGGCACUACUACACCGGCACGCAGGGCCUGAUUUUCGUAGUGGACUGUGCGGAUCGUGACCGCAUCGAUGAGGCUCGGCAGGAGCUGCACCGCAUUAUCAACGAUCGUGAGAUGCGCGACGCCAUUAUCCUCAUCUUCGCCAACAAACAAGACCUUCCAGACGCCAUGAAGCCUCAUGAGAUACAGGAGAAGCUGGGCCUGACGCGCAUCCGAGAUCGCAACUGGUACGUUCAGCCGUCUUGCGCUACAACCGGCGACGGACUCUACGAAGGGCUCACCUGGCUCACGUCCAACUACAAAUCCUAACGCCAAUGAAAACCCACGCAAACUAGAAGCAAUUAACCAAUAACUUUCUUUCGUUUCGUUUGAUUUGAUCGCCAUCAUGUAACGCGAUAUUUCUAUUGUUACGUCUGAAUGUGGAGUGUUACUUUCGUCCUUCGUGUCUGGAGAUGCGGAAAAUGGCAGCUUGUUUGUUUACCUCUGUGCCAUCACAUUUAACGAAUGUACGGAGAGCGGCGAAAAAAACGCAACAAUAAACGCCAAGCAGAAAAACGUCUCGUUUUCCAUGAAGGAGCGUUUGCUUUCAUUUCAGCCCAGCUUCACAGAGCUGCUCCGGCUGUGGAUUUGGGCUAUUCAGUUUGAUUUUUAUUAUUAAUUAUUUUGACUAAUAUAUAUUCAUGUUAACCCGUCAGGAUUCUGUUUAAGACUCUCCUCAAACUGCACAAAUCACACCGAGCCUCUUUUCCACUUUAUUUUUCUCCUCAAACGACAUUAACGAUGAAUAUUAUCUUUUGUUAAUUUGACUUUAUUUGUUAUGCUGAAGAAAUAAUAAAAUCUAUAUCUCUAUCCAUGA